GCCAUGUGAAGUGUUUUUUGGUAACACAAUAGCUCGUAAUUAUCUAUUAUUGUCUAAAAUGAAUAUCGAAAUAGAGAUGCGAAUAUUAAAAAACACAUGACCGUUAACAUAAAUGGAAUUUUUGUUAUAUAUUUUAGCUCAUCGUUGUGUUGGGACAUAUCGUAUUGAACAGACAGAACAGUUGUUAAAUAUAGUCAACAAAAAAUAUCUUUUUAUUGCGUCACUUUGUCAUCUUUUUUGUCUGAAUUAGCACAAAAGGUUAAUGCCUGCAAGAAUUGAAGACUUGUGAAUCUCAAAAGGUUUCUCUUGUUAAAGACAGUCUACAAUUAUCCUGACGAUCAUCGGUAUGUGCAGCCCUUUUGGAGAGAUGGACAGUCUUUUGAAGGUCCUGGAAAGUAAUGAACUACCGAUUACUCUUUCAGUCAAAGGGGAUUGUGUUUAUAAAGGGAACACUGUACUUCGUGAUGGACAAUUCCUUACAAUCAUCGAUAGAGAGGAUGUAAGUUUAGUAUGUGGUCAAGACUGGAACGGUAAAUCCUUUCGAGUUACUCUGGAUAAUACUAUUUCAAGGAUAAACGAAUAUUACCCUAAAACUUUAGCAGAUAUAUCGACUUUCGGCAAGAAAGUUUCAUCUUAUUUGAUGGCUAAAGAGAAGUUUGGAUAUGAAGCCAUUAUAUGCGACGCAGGUGAUACUUUCAUCUACCUUGAAGAGCAGUUAGGAAAUGCAGAAUCCGACAGCGCUGAUAUAAAGUUAAGUUUUCGACGAACCAGUGAUCAAAAACUAGUGCACUUUCCAGUUCAAAUCUUGAUGGACCCAGCUUUGUUUGUUUUUGUAGCAGUUCAAGAAAAAAUGAACUUGUCGAAAGUUACAGAAAAAAUGUUGCCUCAAAAAGCGAUAUUUGUAGAAACAGUCAAUAUGCCUCCAGGCGUUGUUGUGCUACAGAGUAGAGAGGUAUACGAUACCAUCCUGUCUGCUACCCUUUCAAGUAAAGACACUAUUCGUUAUGAAAUGUUUUCCCUUGAUUCCCGUAUUAAAGUCAAAAAAUGGGAAUCGUUACCUAAAAUUAUUAAAGAAUUGGGACAAAGAUUUUCGGAGCAAUAUCAAAAUCAUAUUGAUGGUAUUAAGUUUUUGCUUCAUUACGAUAUAUAUAGUAGCAGAUUUUACGGAUCUGUUAUAAUGGACAAUCCAUAUUAUUUCAAUGACUCGCAUCUUGAGAGUAAACCAAGCCCAUUUCACCAACAAGCAAGUAGAUCAAUCACACUACCUUUGUCGACAACAUCUUUCAAUCUUCAACGUCGAACAAACAUAAAAGAAACAAGCGGCUUGCAUGUACGACAAAAAAAAGAUUCCCGGGAAGUAAAAUUACAACGAACUUUGAGUGACAGUGAAGUAGCGACGAGAAUUGUAACCAUGGAAUCACGAAUUGAAAACAAAACGGAAAUUCUUCAAAUGCAGGAGAAAAUAUAUGAGGAGUAUAAAAAUCAAAAACAACAGCAACUACUUGAACAGGAGAAAUCGCAACUUGAAGUUUGUACGCAAAGUUUAGAACGGGAAAAUCCAUUAUACGGAUAUGACACCCUCGCAUUAAACGCAAUCUCAAGUAAAUCAAUACCAUCAUCGGAAAGCUUUAAGCAGUUUGACAUGACUGUUGGAUUACACAAUGGAGAAAAUGAAGCAGGAGCUUUUUCCCUUGAAGGCGAUGAUUCUGGUAUUGAAUCCCCGGACAAUAGAAAAAGUCUGGACAAUAUAUACAACAUGUUUAGGCUAAAAUUAAGUGAGAACGUGGGCCCUGUAGAAGAAGAUGAGAUCCAGUCCUGCAGUUCGUUAAGUGCGAGAAAUCAAAAAUCAAAGAAACCUUCGAUUAAAUUGAAGCUAACAACGCAAGCAAAGCCUGGAAGUGAAAGCCAGUCAGCUGUUGAACCUUCUCUUUAUCUGCAAAAGAACCAAAAAAUCGACGUUGAUUUUGGUAAUAACUUAGAAAAUUCCGUAAACAAAGCAGGAGAAAAUAAACAAAGCGAUGCAGAAACUGCAAUAAAAUUAAGACGAAAGAAGAAGAAGUUAACUAUAAGGUCUAGACGAAAAAGCGAACCCAUGUUGGACACAAAAGGUAUCUUUAAUCAGUAUCACAGUCACGAAACGGAACUGAACUUCCGUGACGUUGAACACGAGUACGCGUCUUUGAUUUAUUCGAGGAUGACAACGACACCAAGGUUUCACGAUGAUAGUCAAAAAAAAGAAAUAGAAAGCAUAACAGAAAUAGAAGCGUUUAGCAUGGAUCAAGUUCAAUGUCUUUUGACAGAACUAAAACUUUCUAAGUACGUUUCUAUUUUCAAAACAGAAAUGAUCAACGGGAAACUGUUGGCUAGGUUAGAUGAGGAAAACGAUAUGGUUGCUACUUUAGGGAUGACAAGAUUUGAAGCUCGCAAACUACAUAAAUACAUUCGAGGAUGGCGCUUGAAAAAAGAAGAUGUUACUGAUACUAAAAAGUGUGAAGCUGAAACAUGGUCUUCCAAUAAUGUUAGUAGUGAACUGUACGAAAUCAAUUUGGUUAAGCUUGCGAGCUUUUGUGCUGAAUACGACAUUGAUGGAGCUUUGUUGAUAGACUUGAUAAAUCAUAAUUACAUCAAAUCACUAGCAGAACACGAUGUUUGCUUAAACUCCAUUGAAAAUAAAAGAUUAUGCAGUUACAUCAAGAAAGAAUUAAAUUAUAACGAAGACGAAAAACGUCGAUCUCGGUGCAGAUGAAGAAGAAUGUCAAACCUGGUGCAUGUAUCAGAAUACGUUGACCUUGUGGAUAUUACGAAUAACGUCAAUGCUGGUAUAUAUAAAUUAAGACAACUCGAUAUAACCAAAUCAAAAUCUGGGUGCAAAUAACGAAGACAAAAUUGUCAAUCCCGGAGCUUUUGAACAAGACGAAAAACAUUGAUCUUGCUACAUAUAACGGAAACAUCAAACUAGGUGCAUAUAUCGAAGACAAAAAGGUCGAUCUUGGUGCACAUAACGAAACCGAGAAACGUCGAUUUUAGUGCAUGAAGCAAUAAAAAGUCGAUGUGAAUAAUUAUUGCCAAACAUUUUACGUACUCAUUGUCGUUUUAUAAUACAUUUUUUAUUGGCGACCUUACGCAGAGAGCGAUAAAAAACUGCAGUUUUUACUUACUGCGCAUGCGUAUUACAACAAAAACACAUUUUCAACGCCGCCUUUUAAUAAAUUGGACCAGACAGCUUAGUGAUUUUUUCGUUGUGAUUUUAAGAUUAAUUUGUAAAAUUUGUUUAUCUUUUCACACGAAUACUUCCUCAUUUCUUUAUAUUAAGGUUAAUAAAUUUAUUUAUUUCGAGUGUUAAGACAUAUAUAUUUAAAAAUAAAUUCUUCAUCGCCAAUCAUGUUUAUUUGC
Molecule: messenger RNA, 3393 nt
Organism: Hydractinia symbiolongicarpus
Lineage: Eukaryota; Metazoa; Cnidaria; Hydrozoa; Anthoathecata; Hydractiniidae
Exons: 3
Coding region: 347-2746 (799 amino acids)
Molecular function (GO): protein binding
Source: RefSeq, a predicted model, not a curated record